AUGGUCACAUCAAUAUCCCCCCUCUACGGCUACAAUGCCCCGUCAUCGACACUUUCCAAACAGCCCCUACACGUGGCCGGCAUUCUAACCACCGUCUUCGGCCUCGAUGAGCUUCCGCCGGAGACUACCGAGGUAGUCUGUCUGUGGCUGCUGCAUCCGCGGCUGGAUAGCCAGGAGGACAUGGCUGGUGUUGCCACCACGGUUGUCGAUUACUGGAAUCAGAAAUUAAAAGAAAAGGGUUCAGGACGAAGUAGAGGAUUGAUUGCGGUCGCUUUUGAUGCACGGAAUCAUGGGAGUAGGCAGGUCGAUGAAGCGGCGAAUCAUGCGUGGAGGAAUGGGAAUGAGAGGCAUGCGCAGGAUAUGUUUUCGGUGUAUAUGACUACGGCACGAGAUGUUUCGAUGUUGAUUGAUUUUCUGCCUGGGUAUAUCUUUCCUAAGGGCGAAAGGACGAUAGCAACGCAUUUCGCUCUGGGGAUUUCGCUCGGAGGACAUGCGGUGUGGUUGUGUCUGUUGCAUGAACCACGUGUCACGGCGGGUGUUGUUGUUGUGGGUGCGCCAGACUAUGUGAAUGUGAUGACGGAUCGAGCGAGACUGUCGAAACUGUCCUCGUGGAAACGGGGUGACACUCCAGGCGCGAAGUUCCUGGGUUCGGAGCAUUUCCCGAAGAGUCUAUUGGAUGUAGUGGAGAAGAAUGAUCCAGCUGGGUUUCUGCUGAGCCAGACUGAGCAUUAUAUCAAGAAUGGGCCUGUCAAAGUGGGCAAGUUACCGGAUCCUACUCCUCAGGAUAAGGAACGUUUACUGCCUCUUCUAAACCGUCAUUUGAAGGGAAAGAGGAUUCUGAAUCUGUCUGGACUGGCGGAUAAACUGGUUCCCUAUCGUCUUUCGGAGCCGUUUCUGUCGUGGUUGAAAAAGGCUAUUGCUCCUGGGGGCUGGUUCGGUGAUGGCGGCGUUCACUUGGAAGAUGUUGGUUUCGAAGGCGUGGCUCAUAAUUUCACGCCGGCGAUGAUGGAGGAAGUACUGCGGUUCGUGGACGAUUCUAUGUCAGCUCUUGAUGAGCCGAAGAAUGUAGGCACGGUUCGUGAAGCCAAAAUAUAG
Messenger RNA from Talaromyces proteolyticus, 1095 nucleotides. RefSeq lists its product as uncharacterized. The coding region runs from base 1 to 1095 and encodes 364 amino acids. The record is from RefSeq and is a predicted model, not a curated record. The transcript has 2 exons. NCBI's taxonomy places the organism in Eukaryota, Fungi, Ascomycota, Eurotiomycetes, Eurotiales, Trichocomaceae.